GAUGACAGCUCUAGGACAGUGCAGGGGGCGGACGCAUGCGUAGGCCUCUUGCAUGGAUGUUAGUCUAGCGAGUGAGCACGGAAUGACGAUCACGUGCAUGCAGUGUGUACCCAGAACGGUCAGAUGUUCCUAAUACAGCUCAGAGGAGAGACAUUAACUGGGGACUUGACUGCCUGCGACUCUCGUGGAGGAUAAACUCGUGGUCGUUGAGACCACAUUGAAUUGCGGUGGGUAUGAAACGGGUCGAGUGAAACGGUCAUCAGUCGACUUCGGCAGUUGGGGAUACUCUUGUUAGAUAAAUUGACGUUGUGCUUCAUUCUUGGGGCUGCAGAAAGCCAUCGCCUCUCGUGAAGUCGACUUUGGAUCGGGAAAGAUGUCGAAUGAGAUUGUGAACGUUCGUGAGUAUGAAGCUCUGGCCAAGCAGAAGCUGCCGAAAAUGUUUUACGACUAUUAUGCCACAGGGGCGGACGAUCAGUGGACUUUGAGAGAAAACAUUGAGGCCUUCGCAAGAAUUCGAAUAAGACCCCGUAUUAUGGUCGAUGUGAGUAAUGUCGACAUGUCAACUGAAGUUUUGGGAUUCAAACUCUCAAUGCCAAUUAUGGUGGCUCCGACGGGUCAUCAAAAGUUGGCCCAUAACGAGGGCGAGCUGGCGACGGCGAGAGCAACAUCUGCUGCCGAUACUAUCAUGGUUCUUUCAUCUUCAGCAAAUUCUACUUUGGAGGAUGUUGCGAAGACUGGCCCUGGAAUAAGGUUUUUCCAGCUCUAUAUAUUUAAGAACAGAGAAGGUGUGGCAGAGGUCGUCAAACGAGCAGAAAGGGCAGGUUUCAAGGCAAUUGUUCUCACAGGCGAUUCACCAUGCCUUGGGCAUAGAGAGAACGAUAUCAAGAAUCGGUUUACCCUCCCUGCUCACUUAACCAUUAGUAAUUUUGAAAAAAUCAGUGACAGCAGUAUACUGCAGUCGAAGUCAGACAAAUCAUCUCUGGCUGCUUUCGCAGAUUCUCAGAUUGAUUCAUCUAUUACUUGGAAGGAAGUUGCUUGGCUUAGGGGAAUUACGAGUCUUCCGAUUUUAAUCAAAGGGGUUCUGACCGGAGAAGAUGCUGCGCUAGCAGUCCACAGUGGAGUUGAUGGUAUCAUCGUAUCGAACCAUGGCGCUCGGCAGCUCGAUUAUGUACCAGCCACAAUAUCAGUUCUCGAAGAGAUAGUUCAAGCAGUGGGUGGGAGGGUGCCGGUUUUCCUCGAUGGUGGAGUUCGCCGUGGAACGGACGUAUUCAAAGCACUAGCUCUAGGUGCAGCCGGUGUUUUUGUGGGAAGACCAGUGGUGUACGGGUUAGCAGUGGAUGGGGAAGCCGGUGUCAGAAAGGUUUUGAAGAUGCUCCAUGACGAAUUCGAAGUGGCUCUGAAGUUGUCGGGUUGCUGUCAAGUGCAGGAUAUCAAACGAUCCCAUGUCUGGACAGAAAACGAUCCCCUGAGAAGAUCAAAGCUGUAAAGUGUCUCAAUGCUCAAAGUUUGGGCAAUAAAGAUUCACUCUGGGAGGCUUGUAUACAUGUCUUUCAUCGAAGACAUGCUAUCUAAUGUCGGAUUGCUUGGCAAUUCGGAUCACUCUUGAUAUUUUUUGUUUGGAUAUAUACAUGUUGGUAAGAGAUUCACCUCAGAAGUGAAUGGCAUGUCGUAGGUAUUCUCCCGUUUUAGUUUGAGCCAGAAGCUUGAACUUACAUACUAUAUAAGCGACAACUGGAACUUUCCACAUGUCGAACCACCACACAAGGAUGGGUGUGGGGGCAUAAGGCGAGUUUUACCGUUUUGAAAACCAUCGGACGAGGACCUUUCAAGAGAACGAGCAAAUACGAGGUAGUUCUUAUAAAGUUCUCAGUGUGGAAAUUUCAUUAAUUUGUAGAAACCAAAUUUCGAAUCAUGAUCAAAUAAGAGGUUG
Molecule: messenger RNA, 1930 nt
Organism: Marchantia polymorpha subsp. ruderalis
Lineage: Eukaryota; Viridiplantae; Streptophyta; Marchantiopsida; Marchantiales; Marchantiaceae
Source: the annotation of a GenBank genome assembly